Messenger RNA from Angiostrongylus costaricensis, 513 nucleotides. The record is from the annotation of a GenBank genome assembly. NCBI's taxonomy places the organism in Eukaryota, Metazoa, Nematoda, Chromadorea, Rhabditida, Metastrongylidae.
GUCGUCAUCACGUCAGACAGUUGCUGGCCUUUCUGGAUCAAGGGGAUGUUUUUUGAUACCAAGACGGUGGUUCUUGCCAUUAUUUUACUUUUAGCUGGAUUUCCGGAUGGAAACGUCACCGUUAGGGUAAACAUUUCGCUUAGUAUUCUCUCAGUUAUGAAAUCAAAAGCUCUUCAGGGUGCACCACGUCUAAUAUCCGAUGCCUGGGAACCAAUUCCACCGUCUGAAAUUCGGACUGAACAGCAUAUGCUCAGCUAUCUUUCAGCAUUUUUGGGCCACUUUGGUCCACAACACACCGUAAUCGACAUUCCUCUAAGGCUUUUUUUGAAGUCGUUGUCCGGAAGCUGGCCCACUACCGGUCCGUUCCUAGCAGAGUGGGCUACUAAAAGAUCACAUCAGUUCAUCGUUAUGUUUGAAGUGCUUUACCUUGUUUCGAGUAUUCGACAUCGUCGUAUUCUAGUAGAAGCCGUGCAGGUGAGUGUAACCUCGACAAAUCUCCACCUCACCAUUUAA